Molecule: messenger RNA, 1710 nt
Organism: Uncinocarpus reesii 1704
Lineage: Eukaryota; Fungi; Ascomycota; Eurotiomycetes; Onygenales; Onygenaceae
Exons: 1
Coding region: 1-1710 (569 amino acids)
Biological process (GO): DNA damage response
Cellular component (GO): nucleus
Molecular function (GO): histone H3K56 acetyltransferase activity
Source: RefSeq, a predicted model, not a curated record
AUGGCCUCGUCGCGUUUGGCGCAGGAGCUCGCGCAGUCACUGCCUCGGGGCGUGCAACUGUCGGUGCGGCACGUGGCUUGCGCGCCCACUCCCUGUCAGCCCAUCUUCGCCGCGCCUCCAGGUGAGGAUCCAGAGCUAACCAGUCGCGAAAACCACUUUCUUGCCGUGUCGAUCAGACCAAGCGACACUUCUACCGACAAUGGCAAUAAUGGAGAACUGCUGGUUUUCUCAAUUGAGGUUCUGGUGUAUACCACUGCGCGCCUGACCACGGUCUUUGUAUCCAAGGCCGACUCGACCGGCUACCUCCACCUUUUGAACCAGCCUACGAAAUCACUGACCAGAACCGUGUUUACUGUAUUCAUCUCUAACAUCUUGCGCGAAUGUCAGCGGCCGGGUAUACGCCUUGUGCUAUCUCUCUUCGCCAGGGCUCAAAACCAGUACCUCUUCCCCGGCAGCAUAGAAAACGCGCAUAAACACGUCUUGGAUGAUCGCGGGUUAAUCAAGUGGUGGGGCCGCGUCUUCGAUGCUAUCCUACGGGGUUUCGGGCCGGAGAACCAAUCUACAAACAUCGCCGAAAAGCAAGGAUCGAGCGGAACAGAAGUCGAAAAUACCACGGCCACCGCGUACCUCAUCGUUCCUGGAUGCGACAAGUACGAGACCAGAGCCUUCUUUCCACCGAGUGCAAAGCUAGAUCCCCAAGGCAAACCCCGCUGGCUGAAUAGCUAUCCCCUCCAUCAGAUCUGCCCGACUCCCGAUGCCCCUCCACGAUGCCUCGUCCCUCGUUUCCCCGACGACCCCAAGGGGAGAUUCCUCGACGAGCUUGACGACGAAAUCUUUGGUCAGAAUGCGAAACCCCCCAAAGGAAAGGUCCUUAAAUGGGUGAAUGAAAUGAUGGAUGAAACUGAAAAGUCUUCCCACAGCCGUCCCACUACUGGUCAGUGGCUGAGCGUAAAAUCUCUUGUGGAGUUUUGGGAAAUGAUGACGUUCAGACAAGAAUGUUCUGCCGGGAGGCUUGUCGGAUUUUUAUGGAUGAUCAUUAAUCCACCGGGAUUGCUGAAAUCGGAUGGAUUAAAAACAGCUGCGUCCCUAAAGUCGAGUGACCAGCCGAAAUUCCCAUUUCGUUCGAAACCAGAUGUUUCGGCCGCCAAAGCUUAUGAAUCGAUCGAGCCGAGGGCAGAAACUGCCUUGUUCAACCAGUCGGAACAAGUCCCAAAAGACAUCCCUGUAUCAAAUGGCACCAAAACCCCGUCCUGCGCAGAAAACGGGGCAUCCGAAGGACAAGCAAAUCAAUCCACCCCGACCACAGAAAGUAAUCAAACCAAAUCCCCUGCAAAAAUUAGCAACACUAUACUUCUUAGCAAGAAGAAGUAUAACACCUUGUGCAAUUUUCUUCUCACGCUCGACUUUGCCGACAAAUCACUCGCUCUGGCCAGUACCAAAUCUUGGCUCGAGAAACUCUCUACCUUGGCGGAUGGUACAGACCACGGUGAGGUGGUUGAUGGCGCCAAUGAUCCGUCUGAAGUGUCAGAAUCACCACUCGGUAGUCAAGCAGAGCCCUCAAAUCCGUUAAAUACCGGACUGAUUUUUAAGAAACGCAAGAGGCAUACGAACGACGACCACCCAGACGUAACCAAUUCACAGCAAGAAUCAAGCACCAAAGUAAAUGUCUUGAAUGCUACGCUGAUAAGGAAGAAGAAGAAAACUGGGUAA